Messenger RNA from Asterias rubens (European starfish), 726 nucleotides. RefSeq names its product dentin sialophosphoprotein-like. Bases 1 to 726 code for a protein of 241 amino acids. The record is from RefSeq and is a predicted model, not a curated record. NCBI's taxonomy places the organism in Eukaryota, Metazoa, Echinodermata, Asteroidea, Forcipulatida, Asteriidae. The transcript has 2 exons.
AUGAUUCGGGAGAAGAAAGUGAAGACCAAGACGAGAACAGUGAAGAAGAGGAGGAGGAGGAGGAAGAAGAAAAUGAGGAGGAUGAGGGGAAGGAAACAGACGUGGAGUUCUAACUUGAGCAACGGUCACAUGAAGCGGUACUCCACAAGAAAUCAGCCAGUAGUAAGCGACAACGAAGAAGAUGAAAAUGAGGAGGAAGAGGGUUCGGACAGCGAAAAUGGCAGCGAGAAGAACUCCGACUCGAGCAACGAUUCGUUCUCAGCCACCGAAGACGUCUCAACCUCAGACAAUAGCUCCGACGAGAAGUCGAGGGAUAGUGACACGGACAAUAACAUGUCAGACGAUGCGCGUAACCAUCGAACGCGGUCUGACCGAUCAAGAGCGAGGUCCACAUCAAAGCGGAAGAACAGGAGGAGUACAACAAGUCCGGAGGCGAUAAGUCGACGAUCUAACCGAGUAAACACGAGAACGAGAGGACGCUUCAACUCCAGUGAUUCUGAAAUGGAGACUGUCGCGGUGACGAGCUCGAGCCGCAAGCCUAAGACUCGUAAUCAGGCAAAGCAGACUGUGAUUUAUAGGGACCUGGACGAGGAGAGCGAGAAUCAGUCGUACGACAGCGAGGAGGUAUCAGACGAUGCGGAGGAGGAUGUCGCGAAGACGGUGUCCAGUCGAGGGAGAGUGCGACGGUUGACUCAACGAGCGAGAUUAAGCAUUAUGGGAGAAUAG